UGGAGCACUGACAACAACGCGACAUAACCUGCAAAAAGGGGCCGGGAGCUCAUCGAUUGAUGAGGUGCGGUUUGCGGUUUUCUUUCUCCCGACAGUUUUAAAAAACCGGCAACAUUCAGUCGCCAUCGGGAAACCAGGCGGCGAGCCAGGGUGCGAUGAAGGAACCCGAGGUGGACCCGAAGAACAUGAUAAAGAGCAGAGAGCUGCUCUACAGGCUGAUGAUCAGUCAGUUGUUCUACGAUGGUCAUCAGACGUUAGCCGUGCAACUGUCCAACAUGAUACAAGCGGAACCCCCGUGUCCACCCUCGGAUCGAUUGCUCCAUUUAAUGUUGAUUGGCGCCACCCACGAACCGGAUCGCUCCAAGAAGGAUAACAGCAACAAUAUGUCCACGUUCGCGUCGAGCUUCGAUAAUACUUUAGGACCUGGUUUGGACUUGGAAUUUGAGACGGAGACCCAGACACAGGCCCCGGAGCCGGCACAGUAUGAAACCGCGUACGUCACGUCUCAUAAAGGAAAUUGCAGGGCAGGAGCCUUCUCGGCAGAUGGGCAGCUGAUAGCCACCGGUUCUGUGGAUGCUUCCAUCAAAAUCUUAGACGUAGACAGAAUGCUUGCCAAGUCUGCGCCGGAUGAGAUGGCCCCCGGAGAUCAGACCGGAGGUCAUCCUGUCAUAAGGACAUUGUACGAUCAUUUGGAGGAAGUGACAUGUUUGGAAUUUCAUCCCAGGGAACCUAUACUUGUGUCCGGUAGUCGUGACUUCUCCGUAAAACUGUUCGAUUUUAGUAAAGCUAGUGUCAAGAAGGCAUUCAGGACCAUUACGGAUGCCGAUCAAAUACGUUGUCUCUCCUUUCAUCCCACUGGAGAUUUCCUCAUAGUCGGAACUAAUCAUCCAGUAGUUAGGUUGUACGAUGUGAAUACUGCUCAGUGCUUUGUGUGUAGCAUUCCGAGUCACCAGCAUACAGCCGGGAUAACGAGCAUCAAGUACUCACCAGAUGCAAAAACUUAUGCAUCGGCUGGAAAGGAUGGUAGCAUCAAACUCUGGGACGGUGUGUCGAAUCGAUGUAUAAACACCUUUGUGAAAGCGCACGACGGUUACGAAGUGUGCUCGGUGACCUUCACUAGGAACGGCAAGUAUUUACUGUCUUCAGGAAAAGAUUCCCUUAUAAAGUUGUGGGAAUUGUCUACUAGCAGAUGUUUAAUAGCGUAUACAGGUGCUGGAACUACAGGUAAACAGGAACACAAAGCACAGGCUAUCUUUAAUCAUACAGAGGAUUACGUAAUGUUUCCCGACGAAGCCACGACUUCAUUGUGCGCCUGGAAUUCUCGUAACGCAUCUAGAAAGCAGCUGUUAUCUUUGGGUCAUAACGGUCCUGUGAGAUUAAUUGUGCAUUCACCAACUGCUCCUGCUUUUCUGACAUGCAGCGAUGAUUUCAGAGCAAGGUUCUGGUUUCGAAGAAUGCCUACUCACUAAUUUUAUUAAAUCGAAGAUAAAGGACACUUUAAGAAAUCAUGGCAUAUACUUUCUAAUUUUCAUCUUUGUGAGAAGGUAAAAUUACAAAUGUAAGAUAUACAUAUUAUGCAUGUAAGAAUUUGAUAUGGUAUCAGAUAUGUCAAUUAUUAGAAAAAUGUUACAUAUUUA
Molecule: messenger RNA, 1637 nt
Organism: Nylanderia fulva
Lineage: Eukaryota; Metazoa; Arthropoda; Insecta; Hymenoptera; Formicidae
Gene: CstF50
Product: cleavage stimulation factor subunit 1 Cst50
Biological process (GO): mRNA 3'-end processing
Cellular component (GO): mRNA cleavage stimulating factor complex
Molecular function (GO): protein binding; RNA binding
Source: RefSeq, a predicted model, not a curated record